Messenger RNA from Cooperia oncophora, 687 nucleotides. Lineage: Eukaryota; Metazoa; Nematoda; Chromadorea; Rhabditida; Trichostrongylidae. The record is from the annotation of a GenBank genome assembly.
AUGGGAAAAUUGUUACUAGUAGGUGCAUUGGUGGUCAUGGCAUGGCACGUCACUAAAUCGUCACCAAUUUGUCGAUCCUGCACCAAACACUGCUACCAAAACUCUACGAGCAUAAAUAGUACGGACACGAUGGACCUACUCGAAGAGGUCCAGCAGAUGAAUCACCGACGGAAACGAGAAGCCGAGGUCGAGUUUCGGGCGUGCACUCGAUUCCAGGUCGAGAUGUUGCUCAUUCCGCUCUCGAUCGCCAUGAUUCCGAUCAUACUCUGUGCUCUCAUCAUGUGUACCUGUUGCUGUGGGCCGAAAGACUCUCGAGGAAAACUGCCCGACGAUUUUCUUUCUUCGUUCCCAAUGUCAAAGAAACGAAGUCAAAUGAACUCAGAAGAUAUGGAAUUGGAGUUCCGUGACGGAUACGUACAACGGAAGGAUUCUGCUCGGACAAAGUUCUCUACCGUAGUCUCCUAUAUCGAGGCACGACGGGAAAGUCAGUUUUCGGUACGAACUGACGGUGGUGCUUCGACGGGUAGCGAUACGAAGGAGGCCAAGGACCAGCAGAAGUCUGAUGGAGAUGCUCAAGUCACAGGUGGUGAGCCACUGCGGAAAACGUCAUCCAUCGACUCCGCGAAAAGGACACGAUUCAGUGAAACAGUUUCUGUGAUCAAUACCGAUUCGUUAUGUAGGCGGUAG